CCAAUGGGGAUAGAGAAGAAAAUACUGCUCUUCUGCAUUCCCUGUGUUUGGAUAUGCACGAUUGUAUGGUGUUUUGGUUCAGACAAUUAACACUCUCUCACACCUAGCAGUUCAGAGAGAGAGAGAGAGAGAGAGAGAGAGAGAGGGAGGGAGUAGCAGAACAUUCAAAUUUGCAACAAUGUGAACAGUUCUAUAUUGUUUAUAUUUGGGAGAUGAAUGUUGAUACUGGCUAAGUUUGUACAAACAAUCUUAAAUUGAUUAAAAGCUUAUAAUUUAUAGCAGUUAUAUUCUGAUAAGUACACAAAUACUCAACUUAAACCGGCAAAUUAACUAUUUCCCCAAAAAAACUAUAAUGAGAAAAAACAAACUUCUCCAGAAAAAUAGCUAUCAAUUAUUUCUGAAGAUUAGCAAAAUCUACAAUUUCUUACUUGACUUAUCAGAUGCAGAACGAACUUACAGUUGGUCAACAAGGAGGGGGGGGGAUAAAAUUUUAAAAAGGACUAGCUCGUUUAAGUAUAAAACAAAGCCCAGGGGUUGUAAGUACCUCCCCCUCAAAAUUUCUAGAGGGAGAGCUAAAGCACUCAUCACACUCUCCUUACCUUCAUCAUUCAGCUCAUUUCUGUUUAAAAAAACAUCAUGGCCACUUACCCGCCACAAAAACAUGACCCCUGAUGCCUUGAAACCAAUUCAAAAAAAAUCUCAAGACCAAAUUCGAGAUCGCCCCACUUCCAAAAAAUCAUGGCCUCUCUUACCAUACCCUUACCCAUCACCCACCCAAAACCCCAGAACCCCAAACCCCUCAUAACUAGAAUCAAGAAACCCCCAUUUAUUCGCUCUUCUCUCACAAAGAAUAUUGAACCAUUGCAUGAUGAUGGCUACAUGACCUCUAAAGGCAUCAAAGAAUAUCGUGACGCCGUCACUGAAUCUUUGAGAUUCAAUGAGGGCCCACCGCGCUGGUUCUGCCCCGUGGAUUGUGGGCCUCCGAUUGAGGGAUCUCCCAUUUUGCUGUUCUUGCCUGGUGUUGAUGGCAUUGGAAUGGGCCUCUUCAUGCAUCACAAGGCUCUCGGACGCAACUCCAAUAUUUGGAACUAUUUUGCAACUACUUUUCGGAGUUACAACAACAUUCAAUCUGACAGACGCACUGAAAUUUGGAUGAUUUUUGAGGUUAGGAGCAUGCAUGUUCCUUUUUCUGAUCGUACAUCAUUUGAAGGACUGCUAAAUUUUGUAGAAGAUAUGGUGAAAAUUGAGCAUUCUAGAUGCCAGGAUAAGCCAAUAUAUUUGCUCGGGCAUUGUUUUGGCGGAUGUCUUGCUCUCUCUGUUGCUGCUCGAAAUCCUAAUAUUGACCUAAUAGUCUUAUUAACUAAUCCAGCUACAUCUUUUGACAGGUCAUGGUUGCAGCUACUAUUGAAAACUUUGAGGAGUUCAUUUUGUCAAAUGAACUUUGCGUUCCCAUCAGUUUUGAGUCUAAGUAUUGAUGGUCCGCUAAAGCUUGCUCUGGAGAAUAUCGAUGAACUUACUUUGCAGAUACUGGAUAAAUUUUCAACAAAUUUCGUCUCUCCACUGAUACUUCUUUCAUAUUUAGUGGAUAAUAUAUCAAAUGAGACAAUUUCAUGGAAAUUGAAGCUACUUAGUCUAGCUGCUGAUCAAGCUAAUUCUCACCUUCAUGCUAUUAAAGCUGAGGUUCUUGUUCUUUCCAGUUGCAUGGCCAGCUUUCUACCCAACAGAGAUGAAGGUGAAAGACUCCGGAAAUUAUUACCCAAAUGCAAGGUUUACUACUUUGAAAAUCGUGGGCACAACAUUCUGAUGGAAAAUGGCGUCCAUCUAUGUAGUAUUAUUAAGGGUGCUGGCCUGUAUCGUCAUACAAAACACCAUGCCUAUGUCACAGACUUCCCCCCUAUGACUACAACAGAACUAGCAGCAGCAGACAAGAUGACCAAAGCUGUUUAUUUAGCCACUAGUCCAGUGAUGUUCUCAACUACAGAAGACGGAGAAAUUGUUAGAGGCCUUUCUGGUGUUCCUAACGAUGGUCCUAUUUUGAUUAUUGGAAAUCAUAUGCUAAUGGGAUUAGAUAUGAUGCCAUUGGUUCUAGAAUUCAUAAGAGAAAAGAGAGUUGCGCUUCGUUCUAUGGCACACCCGAUUCUUUUCAUGAAUAGGAGAGAAUGUUCAUCUGAGGGACAUGAUUUUUUUGAUUUUGUAAAAUUAUCUGGUGCUGUUCCUGCCACAAAUAGAAACCUCUAUAGGUUAUUAUCAGAGAAGUCAUGUGUUCUAUUGUACCCUGGAGGUCCUCAUGAAGCUCUUCACCAAAAGGGUGAACAACACAAGUUGCUUUGGCCCGCUCAACCUGAAUUUGUGAGAAUGGCUGCUCAAUUUGGAGCCACAAUUGUCCCAUUUGGAGUUGUUGGAGAAGAUGAUAUAUGCACACACAUAGGUGGUGUUCCCUUGCAAGGAAUUUCUAACUGGUACAAGGACACUAACUUUUCCAAUAAGUCUUCAUCAACAAAAGCUCAUAGUGGCAUUCAUAAGUUAAUUACUGAGGUUCUGUUUGAUUAUGAUGAUCUAAUGAGCAACCUCUUUAUAAGACAGAUGAUAAAUCAGUCUAACCAUGGCUCGGAAUCAAGGGACCAAGAACUGUUAUUUCCAUGUAUCCGUCCGAAAAUUCCUGGUCGCUUUUACUAUCUUUUCGGCAAACCAAUAAGCUUGGAGGGGAAGAUGGAGGUGUUGAAAGACAAGGAAAGAGCAAAGGAGGUGUACUUGAACAUAAAAUCUGAGGUGGAGAGCAUGAUCUCGUUUCUGUUGAAGAAGAGAGAGGAGGAUGACUACAGGAGUAUAUUUAGGAGGAUGCAACAUGAAGCUGCGUACGGUGCUGCUUCUUCAAGCCAGAUGCCCACAUUUGAUCCAUGAGAGACUUUUGUGAAACUAGGUGGUGGGUUUUUAGAAACAGAUCUGUUAAAAGUUAAAAAACCAUGUUUAGGUGGUUAUCAUUAUUUUGUGGGGUUGUUUAUUUUCACAUCAAAUGUCUCUUAAUUGACUU
Asparagus officinalis (garden asparagus) is the source of this 3031-nucleotide messenger RNA. RefSeq names its product acyltransferase-like protein At1g54570, chloroplastic. The coding region runs from base 739 to 2901 and encodes 720 amino acids. Gene Ontology annotation, cellular component: membrane. The record is from RefSeq and is a predicted model, not a curated record. The transcript is spliced from 15 exons. Lineage: Eukaryota; Viridiplantae; Streptophyta; Magnoliopsida; Asparagales; Asparagaceae.